UUUACGGAGGGGUUGAUCGAGGGUGUGAGAACAUGAUUGCAAAGCGGCGCACCAUAAUUUUACGCUAUGUUUAUGUGAUAUUUUGUGGAAAAAGUUCAUCCUUCUAAGUAACUUUUAUCAAAACUAAAUUAUGAGUUCAAAAAUGUUCUGGUCAGAGAAUAGAUAAUCGUUGAUCCGCCAUUCGAGGCACUAUAACAAAACUACAAAAAUGAUGAAAAAUCGCGAUACAACUUCAAAUCCAUAUAGAGUACCAAGGCAGCCUACAGCAAGAUGGAUUAAAGUAUCAAUUGUUGGAUUAUUUCUAAGCAAUGUAGCUUUGAUCGGAGGAGUUGUGUUUUUGGUAUUUUCAACGGAACAAUGCACUCGAACUUGUCGCCAGAAAGGCGAAGCCCUACAGGAAUCAGAAACGAAAGCAGCUCCCAACACUGAAGCUAUGUCGAAAGAUGGAGCAGAAAGUCCUAUAAUACUCCAGGAGAGAAGCAUCCGAGAAGUUAUCAGUAGAGUUAAUGAUGUAGAGAAAAUAGUAUCUGGAGUUAAUUCGAGAAUAGUCAAAUUGGAUGAAUUUUGCAGACGAAGUAAAGCAAUGGACGCCACAAAAACAACCAAUGUUGCUGUCGCUGCACCGGAUAGUUUGACACCUCGACAGACAAGCGUACUAGAAAUGAUGACCAAGAUGGAUAUCAAGAUAAGCAAUGUGGGCAUACAGCUAAAGGAACACAUUGCGAAUUCAAGACAACUUUGCAAAAAGGGUCAUUAUCGAUAUGGGAUGUAUUGUUUCUACGUCGGAGAAGCAAAAUUGUCGCAAGAAAACGCAAAAGAAUUUUGCUCAAAUGACUAUGGAGCUAAAGGAACUCUGGCAAUGAUCAAAGACAAGUUUGUACAUGACUUUAUAUCUGGAAAGUUACCGAAUCGACAACAUUCCUAUUGGAUAGGAAUAGAAAAGCAGGAGCAACGUUCAUCCGACUUACGCACCUCCCACAUCAUUCGGGAAUCCAAAAUAGAAACCGUCGGAUCUGAUAUGGUACCUUCACCACUGGCAUCUUCGCCCGAUGAAAACGCUCCAUUUGGAUCCAGUGCAUCAGGAUCAUCGCCAUUUGAUUACAUUGACGGAACGAAGGUUCAAAACAAAGUCUGGCAAAUGUGGGGGUCGAGAGCUAAUCGCCAUAAUACCGGAAAUCGUGCGUGUGCUGCCCUGACAUUUGACCUCAAUGCAGGAAGUAAUGGCGACUGGCGUUGGCAGGAUUAUGACUGCGGUGCAGGAUUGGGAUAUGUUUGCCAAUACUACGUACUUAGUAUUGGAAUGUGAGAAAACUACUUUUGAAAUAAUAUCUGCAUUUAUAAACACGGGCGCAUUUUCUUGUCGUUAUAAGGCAAGAUACUUUCAAUGCCCAAACUCGGUUCGAAUAGGAUGACAUCGUUGUAGAGAUAUUAUGUAACAUCAUAUCCCUAUUUAUCCCUAGAAGUCUUAGUCACCUAUUUUACUAGUUUUUCUUUUGUAGAAAAUUGGAAUUCAAAUUUUGCCUUUCAUACAAAGUUCUUCCAUAUAUAUGUAUUGAGUGAUAGAAUUGAUGCCCCCGAUUAAAAUAUUUUUGAAUCACCCAAUACUGAUCGGACCAUAAAAGACAACGGCUGACAGGAUUCCCCGGCAUUAUUCAGUACCUGACUAAUUUGGGAAACCUAGUUUUUCUAAAUUUUCUUAUUUAUUUUAUUCCCCAAGUGUUCCAUUAUUUUCGAUUUAAUGUAUUCAGCCGUAGUAAUACCGUAGUAAUGCACAAAGAAAUGUGCAAACCGCUUUAAACACCCAGUGUUUACAUACUUUUUUAAUACCGAAAAUGACUUAAUUGUGGAUUUUACCAGACACUUAAUGUUUAUGUCGCCGGGAGUAUUAAUUAUUGGCGUUAACCAUUAAUAUUUUCGGGAAACAUUGAUUUUAUCAAUUUCUGUUUCAAGUUUCCUUCUACCUUAAACUGUUAUAUUUUGCUACAUUGCGUACUUAUAUCUGUCUACUUUUGACUGAUUCACGAUUCAGUAUUGCAGAAACUUGUACUCGUUAUUAAUCAAAACAUUGCACACAGAUUAUGUUGGAUACAGAAGCACACACCACGUCAGCUAAACAUAGAACUCUAAUGUGACAUUUGACCCUAACCUUUGACACUAAUCACCACUGCAUGUUUGGUCAUACAUUAUCAACACCAUGUUAUUGAUUCUUUAACUAUGUUUCUUUUUUUAUUCGUGAUUUACCAGAGAAUAAACAAAAGUACCGUUGAAUUACAAAAAUUUUUAACAAUUGAUCAGAAUGCACAAAAAAUACUUCACGCAGGCCGUGAAACCGAUCACACUAUCAAUUAGUUUUAACAUGACCGUGUCUGAUAUGGAGAAAAGUACAAUACUAAAUUAAGUGCGCAACUUUCUAAUAACCUAAAUAAUUUUAUUCAUUUUCUCUAGCAGAGGGUAGCAAUGAAUCUUACAGUCCAUACGCAGUAAUAAUGUUAUUUUCUUUUUUAUAAUUACUAUCGUCAAUGUACUAUUAAUAAAUAUUAUGAUAGUGACUUUUA
Styela clava is the source of this 2555-nucleotide messenger RNA. RefSeq lists its product as uncharacterized. NCBI's taxonomy places the organism in Eukaryota, Metazoa, Chordata, Ascidiacea, Stolidobranchia, Styelidae. The record is from RefSeq and is a predicted model, not a curated record.